Saccoglossus kowalevskii is the source of this 3587-nucleotide messenger RNA. Its product is annotated as 26S proteasome non-ATPase regulatory subunit 3-like. The record is from RefSeq and is a predicted model, not a curated record. Gene Ontology annotation, cellular component: proteasome regulatory particle, lid subcomplex; proteasome complex. Lineage: Eukaryota; Metazoa; Hemichordata; Enteropneusta; Harrimaniidae. Gene Ontology annotation, biological process: ubiquitin-dependent protein catabolic process; regulation of protein catabolic process. Gene Ontology annotation, molecular function: enzyme regulator activity; protein binding.
AUCCACAUGGACUUGUGCUGGAAGUGACAAAUUUUCACCGAAAUAGUGCAAAUUUGGGAUUUAGUUAAUUUUUUUUAACUAACUUACUUUUUCUAUUUGGUUUCACAUUUCGACCAUCUGCAAUGAAGCUAAAUACGGCGAAAGAUUCGCCUAAAGACGUCGAAAUGAAGGAUGCCGACACGACGGUUGUUACCAACGGCGAACAAGGAAAGAAAGAAACGGAUUUGAUCACAUUGGAAGAUAUCCGGGAUCAAGUGAAGCACAUAGAAAAAGCAGUAAAUACUAAGGAACCUAGGUUUAUGUUAAGAGCAUUGAGAGUAUUGUUACCAAUAAGACGCCGGAUUAAUCCUACAAUUGUCAGAAAAGUUAUCAGUGGUUAUUUUCCAUCAGUUAACCCAUCAAAGGAGAUGCUUCUAUUGUACAUAGAAGAGCCAAUGGAAACAGAUGGACCUGGUACACCAUUUCGUCCUCGUAGUGGUAAAGCCUUAAGUCAACCAAUUCUACCUGAAUUAGACGUCUAUAUACAUCUCUUAGUUGUUUUGUAUCUCAUUGACAAUAAACGAUAUGAUGAGGCAGUGAAAUGUUCAGAUCUGUUAAUGGAGAAGCUGACUACAUAUAACAGACGGUCAUUGGAUCAGCUUUCUGCUAGGGCAUACUACUACCACUCUAGAGUUUAUGAAUUAGUUGGUAAAUUAGACAAAAUUAGGAGUUUUCUACAUGCCAGACUUCGAACUGCAACACUUCGACACAACGAUGAAGGCACAGCCACCCUUCUGAAUCUUUUACUACGUAACUACCUGCAUUAUAAUCUGUAUGAUCAAGCUGAUAAGUUGGUUGCGAAAUCUACAUAUCCAGAGUCUGCAUCCAACAAUGAAUGGGCUAGAUUUCUCUACUACAUGGGUCGUAUUAAAGCCAUACAGUUAGAAUACUCAGAAGCCCAUAAACAUCUUUUACAAGCACUUCGUAAAGCACCUCAACACACAGCAGUAGGAUUCAAGCAAACAGUCAACAAAUUGGCAAUUACAGUAGAGUUAUUGUUAGGUGACAUACCAGAUAGGUCAUUAUUUAGACAACCUACCAUGAGGAAAACACUGGUUCCAUACUUUCAAUUGACACAAGCUGUUAGAACUGGUAAUUUAGCUCGAUUCAAUGAAGUACUUGAGAAUUUUGGACCCAAGUUCCAAGCUGAGGAUACCUACACACUGAUUAUCCGUCUACGACAUAACGUAAUCAAGACUGGUGUUAGGAUGAUUAAUUUAUCUUACUCUAGAAUAUCAUUAGCUGACAUUGCACAGAAAUUACAGUUAGACAGCCCUGAAGAUGCAGAAUUUAUUGUGGCUAAGGCAAUUCGUGAUGGUGUCAUAGAAGCAAUAAUAGACCAUGAAAAAGGUUAUGUACAGUCUAAAGAAAAUAUUGAUAUCUAUUCAACACGUGAACCUAUGGGUGCCUUUCAUCAAAGGAUAACUUUCUGUUUGGAUAUACACAAUAAUUCAAUUAAGGCAAUGAGAUUUCCUCCCAAGUCGUAUAGCAAAGAUUUAGAAUCUGCUGAGGAGCGACGAGAAAGAGAACAACAGGAUCUAGAAUUAGCAAAAGAGAUGGCAGAAGAUGACGAUGAAUUUCCUUGAAUUUCUGUAUAGCAAUGUUGUAUCUUGUGAUUCAACCCAGCCACCUAGCUUCCCUUGGCAAUCCAUGGUUUUUUGGUAACCUAUCCCUAAGGAAGAAAAUCAAUACAGUUUCAAGAAAAUAUAUCGGUGCCAAAGAUUGCCCCUAAUUGUUUGCAAAGUAUGCACUGAAAUCCACCCCUCACCUAUCUACCGCCUCAUCCUCAUCCACCCACCCUCCAGUUUCUCACAUACGGGACAAUGAUGAUGACAGACAAGUAUUUCACAUGUAUGUCAUAAAGACUGCUUUAGUUGCAACCAUCGCUCUACACCUCUCUUGUACACAACACCUAAUUUUGAUUUGUAAAACAUUGCUUCUGGUGUUAAGUUUGGAAAAACACAGUAUCUGUAAAUAUGCUGGGCAAGAAUAGGUUUUCUCUUUCUAGUGUAAAAAAUGAGAAGAGCAAUGUAUGUUGCUUUGUUUGUUUAUAUUUUACUCUUUCAUACACAAUAUAUAGUAUUCAUGUGUGUGGGCAUACUUUAUUUUAAUGGUUGCCAUAUUUGGUCAAGGGUAGACGUAAAAUCACUGGUGGACUUAGCCAGCCAUGCGAUCAGAUAUCUUAAUUUAUACAGCUGACAUACUGAUUGAUUACCCAUGUUAUGAGAGGAAAAUGUUCUUGUGUAGAAAUAUAAAAAUAUUACAGCCCAUUUAUGUCAUUUUUGGGCUGUGAUAUUUCUAUUUAAAUUAAUUUCUGAAACUUUGUCACAUACAUCACAGGCUAACAAAGUCCAACCGAAAUUGAAUGAUUGCUGUCAUCUUGAAAAAAAGUGUUUGUGACAUAGCAACAACUUCUACAAAUGGCAUUUGUCUGUACAAGUUCAUCCUAUGGAAAAGUACUAAUUAGCUACAUGUUCCAAUUACACCAUGCAUUAGAUUCGUGCUACAAAAAUGGCUGAUGCUCUUCACUCUCUUUCACCGAUCUCACCAUAUGUUUUCCCACAAUAAGACAACUCUAUUAAACCUAACCUGGGUUUGUAAUAUUAUUAUGGGCUAUUCAUCCUCAUCAAUUCCUGAGGGUAAAAUAAGAUUUAGUUUGUUUUAUUUCAGUAUUGGUAUUCAUAUUCACUACACCUUUGAAUUUAGUGGUUGCGCAAAUGAGUGCAGAGAAUUUAUUAUUUUGUAUAUCACUUUUAAUUUUUGAAAAAUAACUAAAAAGAAAAGUUUUGAAAAUCUAUAGUCUAAUGUUAACAAAUGAAAAUUGUAAUGCCGAAUUUUGAAUGAUUUUGUAAAAACUAGUUUGUAGGGUUGUUUUUCUCUACAGUCAAAUGUUUGAAGUCCAGUUAUUUGGGCUUAUAUAGAAUUUCCAACCUGUACUUCAUGUCUAUUAAAAUGUACAUGUAAUCAAUUACUGUUUACUCAUUUGGUGUGUAUUCUCUGUACCUUGACUAAUAACAUUUAAAUUCAUAUGCGGUUUGCAUAUAAUGUUGUUAUGGUCUAAACUGUUACAGCGAGUCUGUGAUGCAAUGGGGCACGUUGGCAUAAACUUACCGGUAAGGUUACACAAAGUAAUCAAUUAUAAGAUUAUACACCUCACUUUUAUGACUGUACAAUUCUUCUGUAUACAAGUUCACUUCAUAUGUUCGUAUAUUAUUUACAUGUCAUUCAAAACAAGUGGUGUGUUUUGGCUUCUCUUCCAAGGGAAAAUUAAAACAUGAUGCCGUGACAAGGUUUUAUUACUUUUGUUUUUGUAUUAAGAUUAUUUAAUACCACAAUACAAAGUCAUUGUUUAACAUUCAUUAAAUAACACUUUUGAUUACAAGCAUUAAAGGUUAUUGAAAGCAUCAGAACAUUUUCUGGAACAAAAAACAAAACACUCUACAACAUUGUACAAGUUACCAGUAGGUAAAUUUGCAAAAAAUAGGUGCCGAUUUCAAACAUGCACAGUGACAAGAAUAAAAACCUAUUUUUGGCCUUAGUAGUAUACU